UUUCAAAUGUAAAUUCUUAAAAUUCGUUGUUUGUACAUUUCAUUAAAUUAAAUUUUGAGUUAAAAUAAAUAUAAAAAUAUGGAAACAGAAAAGAUUUUAAGCGUAUAUACUAAAUGCAAGUGCACUUGUAAUAAUUUUAAACACAAGAAAAACUGUAACGCGAAAAAACGCCAAAAUGAAAACUUGAUCUAUAAUAUGGAGCAGAGAACUUUUAUUUCCUUUGCAACUGAUAUUGUUUCUAUUAUAGCGUUUAUAUUUUUUGGAUCUGUUAUAUUUUGGUUGGCAAUCACAAGAAUAGUAAUUGAUUUUUUGAGAAAAAUUUAUCUUUCUGAUCGAUGCACAAGGAUUGUUUUUGUAGGACUUUUGACAAUAUUGUUCUUUUCAAUUACAACUCACGUUUUCUUGAAUAAAAGAGCUUGGAAAAUACAAAAUAAUCAAGAGAAGAUAAAACUAACUAAACAAAAUGUCACAGUUGAAAAAGUUCCUGUUGAGUCUCCAAAACUGUCACCGGAACCAGAAUAUUUAAAAGUGACUAUUAAGGAUAAACAGUUGAAGAAACUAAGCAGUGAAAAUAAAACAAAUACAAAUAUACCAAAGAAAUUAACGGUAUCAAUCAUAAAUGAGAAGAAAAAAGAAGUAUUCAAAACAUCAAAGAAUUUCCUUGUUCCAGAAAUGGCAUUAGAAAUGAAGAAUCCUCCAGCACUGCUCGUUAGUUUAAGGGAUAUUAUAUUGGAAAACUAUUAAAUUUGUACAAUCAAAAGGGUAA
Molecule: messenger RNA, 766 nt
Organism: Episyrphus balteatus (marmalade hoverfly)
Lineage: Eukaryota; Metazoa; Arthropoda; Insecta; Diptera; Syrphidae
Exons: 4
Coding region: 79-744 (221 amino acids)
Source: RefSeq, a predicted model, not a curated record